GUAAAGAAAUUAUCCUUCCCAUUGAAUAUAAGAAACUCACCCCAGAACCUUUUGGUAAAAAUCGACCCACUAUGCUCCGUAAUCUCAAGGAAGAAUCUGAGAAGAAGAUAAAUGAUGAGUCAGCAGAUAGUGACGAGAAGUAUGAAGUAGAAGAGUUAGAA
This is a messenger RNA of Racocetra persica, 161 nucleotides long. The record is from the annotation of a GenBank genome assembly. NCBI's taxonomy places the organism in Eukaryota, Fungi, Glomeromycota, Glomeromycetes, Diversisporales, Gigasporaceae.